Molecule: messenger RNA, 984 nt
Organism: Patiria miniata (bat star)
Lineage: Eukaryota; Metazoa; Echinodermata; Asteroidea; Valvatida; Asterinidae
Product: procathepsin L-like
Exons: 6
Coding region: 1-984 (327 amino acids)
Cellular component (GO): lysosome
Molecular function (GO): cysteine-type endopeptidase activity
Source: RefSeq, a predicted model, not a curated record
AUGAAGUUCCUGAUCCUUGCCCUGUGCGUGGCAGCGGCUCUAGCCACCAGCCCUGACCUGGACCAAGAAUGGCAGAUGUGGAAGGACAACAACCAGAGGAAGUACGAGGUUGAAGAGGAGGACUACCGUCGAUUUGUCUGGGAGUACAACUACAAGAUAGUGACCGAGCACAACCAGCGAUACGCCCUGGGCCACACCACCUACACCAUGGCCAUGAACCAGUUCGCUGACAUGACGAAUGUUGAGUUCAGGAAACGCAUGAACGGCUUUGUUUCAGCCAUUGCCCCAUUGGAAACGACACAGAGCCGCAUCGAUGUUAGCCCACUCCCAGAUUUCGUGGACUGGAACUCAAAGGGAUGGGUCACCCCUGUCAAAAACCAGGGUCAGUGUGGGUCUGCAUGGGCCUUCAGUGCUACGGGAGCACUUGAAGGCCAAACCUUCAACAAGACGGGCAAACUGCCGGAGAUCAGCGAGCAGAACCUGGUAGACUGCGCCACGGCGCCAAAAUACGACUGCGCCGGCUGCAACGGCGGAACUAUGUUGGGGGCCUUCCAGUAUGUCAUCGACAACAUGGGAAUCGAUUCUGAAUCCUCGUACCCAUACCAAGCACAAGACAUGAAGUGUCGCUUCAAUGCAGCAAACGUUGUCGCCACAGAAAAGACUUAUGUUGUUCUUCCCAGCGGGGAUGAAAAGGCCCUCCAGAGAGCUGUGGCAACCGUUGGACCAAUCAGUGCCGCCAUUGCCGCCAGUCACGUGACCUUCCAGCUCUACCAAUCAGGCAUUUAUGAUGAGCCCCAGUGCAGCCAGACGGCAUUGGCGCACAAUGUUCUUAUAAUCGGUUACGCAAUUGAAAACGGAAAUCCCUAUUGGCUAGUAAAGAACAGCUGGGGCGCUGACUGGGGAAUGAAUGGCUUUGUACGGAUGUCCCGCUCCAAGGACAAUCAGUGCGGCAUCGCUACCAGGGCAUGCUAUCCCCUAGUCUAG